Messenger RNA from Hemicordylus capensis (graceful crag lizard), 2783 nucleotides. RefSeq names its product protein phosphatase with EF-hand domain 2 (gene PPEF2). The record is from RefSeq and is a predicted model, not a curated record. The coding region runs from base 15 to 2135 and encodes 706 amino acids. NCBI's taxonomy places the organism in Eukaryota, Metazoa, Chordata, Lepidosauria, Squamata, Cordylidae. Gene Ontology annotation, molecular function: calcium ion binding; iron ion binding; manganese ion binding. Gene Ontology annotation, biological process: negative regulation of MAPK cascade; detection of stimulus involved in sensory perception. The transcript has 17 exons. Gene Ontology annotation, cellular component: nucleus; cytosol.
UUCAGUUGGUGGCUAUGGAAAAGAAAAGGUCUUCUGGGAGUCUGGCUGGACAAAAGAGAGGAAAGAGCACCUCUGGGGCUGAGCAUCAGGGAACGAGAACCACCACUAAUGUGGCUGCAGAAAGAAGUACCCCCCAUGAUACUAGACCCUUAUUCGAUGACCUUUUCAUAAGCCAAGCGUUGACAGAUGCUUCUCACCCAGCCUUCAAAGCAGCUGUCUUGAUCCAAAGAUGGUACCGACGUUACAUGGCCCGGCUCGAAAUGCGCCGACGAUGCACAUGGCGCAUUUUUCAGUCUAUAGAGUAUUCAGGACAGCAGGAUCAUCUCAAGCUCAACCAUUUCUUUGAUUAUCUUAUGGAAAAGUUCACACCAAGCAACAGUAAAGAGAGGGAUUUCAUUAACCGCAUGUUCUCGGAAAGUGAAGUCACUGUAGAAAAAUACCUUCCUCAUGAAACUGUGGCCGUGCCAUUCGGCUAUGUGGGUCCUCGUCUUUCCUUCCCACUCUUGCCUGAUCAUGCCACUGCCUUACUGGAAGCAUUCAAACACGAGAAACAGCUCCACGCUCACUAUGUCCUCAGACUCUUGUAUGAGGCUCGGAACCAUCUUGUGCAGCUGCCAAAUAUCACCAGCAUCUCGACCUGCUACAGCGAGGAGAUCACUGUAUGUGGAGACUUGCAUGGCCAGUUGAAUGACUUAUUUCUGAUAUUUUACAAGAAUGGCCUUCCCUCUCCACAAAAGGCUUACGUCUUCAAUGGUGACUUUGUGGACCGGGGCAAACACUCCAUUGAGAUCCUGAUUGUCCUCCUUGUCUUUCUCCUGAUUUACCCGAAGGAGGUACACCUGAACAGAGGAAACCAUGAGGACUAUAUGGUCAAUUUACGCUAUGGACUUACCAAGGAGGUCAUGCGGAAAUAUAAGGAUCAUGGGAGUAAGAUUCUGAAACUGCUUCGGAGUGUUUUUAGUUGCCUGCCACUGGCCACUCUGAUUGAUCAGAAGGUCUUGAUUGUCCAUGGUGGAGUGUCGGACAAGACUGAUUUGGAACAGCUGGCCAAGAUUGACAGGCGGAAGGUUUUAUCUGUGUUAGCCCAGAGAAAACCUUCUAGAACUCUGAUUCCUGCAGAAGUGACUGAUAGCAGACUUUCCAGGGCUGCUGUCUCCCAGCGGGCGCAGCAGUCGGCCGAGGGGGAGCCCAGCACCUCCUAUGCCUCCGUGUCUGCGCACAGUGAGGCAUCAGACUUUGAAGAUUAUGAACUUCAGCAGAUUCUAGAUAUUUUGUGGAGCGACCCCGUUCCCCAUCUGGGCUGUUGCCUGAAUGAAGAGCGAGGAGGAGGUUGUUGCUUCGGCCCCGACGUGACAGACAAGAUUCUGCAAAAGCACGGCCUGCAGCUAAUCAUCCGCUCCCACGAGUGUAAGCCAGAGGGUUACGAGUUCAGCCACAACCGAAAGGUACUCACCAUAUUUUCAGCUUCAAACUAUUAUGCACCCGGUAGUAACAGAGGUGCCUAUAUCAAACUGGGGCCUGACCUGAUCCCUCAGCUGGUGCAGUAUCAAGCCGGCAAGGGAGCACAAAAACUCACAAUGACACAAAGGAUCAGCCGGGUGGAGGAGUCUGCAUAUCAAGCUUUAAGGGAGAAAUUGUUUGCUCACGAGUCGGACCUCAGGAAGGCGUUCAAGAAAUUUGAUAAGACGAACUCAGGCUUGAUCGCAUUAAGUGACUGGGCGAAGGCCAUGGAGUCGGUCCUGCCUCUUGGGCUGCCAUGGCGGAUGCUGAGGCCACAGAUGGUGUCACGCUUGUCCAGCGGGAAGGUGAAUUACAAGUUGUGGCUGAAAGACAUCGCUCUGGAGCACCGGUCAACAACCCAAGAGCGCGUACAGUCAAGCUUGCUGGAAACCAUUUACCAAAAUCUGUCCAAUCUGGAAACAGUCUUCAGUAUCAUCGACAGCGACCAUUCCGGGGUCAUCUCUCUUGAAGAAUUCCGCCAGACCUGGAUACUCUUCGGGGCACAUAUGAAUAUAGAGAUGUCGGAUGACAACAUUGGCAACUUGGCUCGCUGCAUUGAUUUCAACAAAGAUGGGAACAUAGACUUCAACGAGUUCCUUGAGGCCUUCCGCCUUACCACACAGUCACCCUCCUGAGGAAGACGGCCACCUGGAAGCGGAGUGGCAACUCGCUCUCUGGAAUGCCACCCCAACUCAAAGGAGUCGCCUUUGGGGUGACCCCUAAACAAGGACUAAUCUUUCAACCUAAGAACGUGCCUCUCAACCAAACGUGCCUCUCAACCAAAUGAAAAGGGGAAAACAAGUCACUGCAAUACACGGUUUAGUGCUGGCCUCACCACCAAUAGUAGCUGACAUACUGCUCCAUGUUUCAUGUGUGUUUUAACAAAAUGUGCACGCAGUUGGGCAAGAGGGCUCUGGUGCAAACACAAACCUGCACAAACACAGUCGCACGAUGGAGGAUCCUUAUUUCCAACGGCCAUCCAUUGUGCAGCUCCACACAAGUUUAAGCAUUUGCACAGGAGUGUUGUUGCACAAAUACAUGCACAUUUUGUUUAAACACACAGCGAAUGUUGCGCAGGAUGUCAGCUGCUGCCAUUUUCACAUUUCUAAUACUAAAUAUGAGAGGAAGCUGGAAACCCAGAGGUCCUUCUAUCCCAGCACCAGCUUUUAAUACUAGGAAAUAAGCAUAGCCUCUUUUUAAGCAAAGCUUUUAGAAUUAGAUUGUGAAUAAUGUUUCCCCUGAUUUUAAAAUGUUAAAUAAAUAAACAAACACAGGAAUGUGAA